AUGGAAAAUCCCCAGAAUCAACCCCUGACAGUUGUUGUGGUCGGGAUCGGUCAGAUGGGCCACAGCCAUGCGCUUGCCUACCACAACAACCCAGGCUUUCAGAUCAUCGGCCUAGUUAGCCGGAGUGCGCCAAAGAAACUCACAGAUAUACUAAAGAAGUACCCGAUUUUGCCUAGCUUUGAAGAAGCCCUCCUACUGAAGCCCGACAUCGUGUCGAUCAACACACACACAGCUACCCACGCAACCUACGCUAUAGCCGCAAUGGAAGCCGGAGCCCACGUUUUCGUCGAAAAGCCACUAGCAGCAACAAUAGCCGACGCACAGCGUGUCGUGGAAACAGCACAACGAACGAAUCGCAAGCUCGUCAUUGGCUACAUCCUACGGCACCAUCCCAGCUGGGUGGAGUUCAUCCGCCAGGCGCGACAGCUCGGCCCACCGUUCGUUAUGCGGAUGAACCUGAACCAGCGAUCCAGCGGCGAUGCCUGGGAUAUCCAUAAGCGCAUACUACAGGAUGUAAAGAACCCAAUCAUUGACUGUGGCGUGCACUAUAUCGACGUUAUGUUGCAAAUCACCGAUAGUAAGCCCGUUCAAGUGCGCGGCAUGGGUCUCAGUCUUAGCGAUGAACUCCCGUCCGACGGACAGGUGAAUUAUGGACAUCUGCAGGUGAUCUUUGAGGAUGGAUCGGUUGGCUGGUAUGAAGCUGGAUGGGGGCCGAUGAUGUCGGAGACGGCGCAUUUCGUAAAAGAUGUGAUGGGGCCUCGUGGCUCUGUGUCGAUUGUGAUGGGCGAUAAUGAGAAGGCCGGUGGCUCAGCCGAUAUUGAUAGCCAUACGAAGAUGUCCGGCUUACGUGUGAGCACUGUGGUUGAUGGACGCCCAAAUGAUCGUAUGAUUUACAUGGAGGGCGAGCCGAGUCACUAUGAGCUUUGUGCUCGGGAACAGCAGUUUCUACUGGAUGCUAUUCGGGAGAAUCAAGAUCUUACGCAGCAUAUGAUGGAUGCUAUCCGGUCACUUACCAUUGUUUCCGCGGUGGAUCGCUCUAUGCGCGAAAAACGUGCAAUUGACGUGUGA
Penicillium vulpinum is the source of this 1068-nucleotide messenger RNA. RefSeq names its product Gfo/Idh/MocA family protein. Gene Ontology annotation, molecular function: nucleotide binding. The record is from RefSeq and is a predicted model, not a curated record. NCBI's taxonomy places the organism in Eukaryota, Fungi, Ascomycota, Eurotiomycetes, Eurotiales, Aspergillaceae. The coding region runs from base 1 to 1068 and encodes 355 amino acids. The transcript has a single exon.